AGGUGGCUGUGUCGGAGUUUAGCCGAGUACAAUACAGUGCUUGUGUGCGUGAGGGAAGGAAAGUAGGACAAAAUGGUACGGCAGGGUCAUGAAGGUCUAUAAGUGUUAUUAACAGUGAUCUGCGGACGCGUCGCGGCUCUCAGCUCGCUCCCUGCUUUGUUUGGAAAUCACAGUUUCCUUUUGGAGCUUCGACGACUUGUGAUCAUUUUUCCUUUGGCCCGAAGUGACUUGUAGGUCUUUUUUUUGGAGCUGCCAAUUUAUGAAGUGACGGAGUAACUUUUCUCUCGACUUUUGUUUUCUUCCUCGUGUAGCCCUGCCAAGUGGAGAGGUGGAGGGGGCGGGGAGGGGGAGAAAAUAACUUUUUUUGGAAAGAAUAUAAAGUGAGCCCCCCCCCCCCCCCCCCGGAGUCAUGGCCGAGGCACCGCCGCUGCAACAGGUCGUGGAGAUCGACCCCGAUUUCGAGCCUCAGUCCCGGCCACGGUCGUGCACCUGGCCGCUACCUCGACCGGAUUUCAGUUGUGCUUCCUCGCCGGCUUCGGUCAAGCAAGAAGGGCCGAGCGAGUUCAACCUGACCCCGGAAGGAGCCGGCCGGGUGAGCGCUUCGGUCUCGCCGGCUCUGGUACUGGAGGAGCAAGAUGAGGAUUUCGACCAGAAGCCGGUGGUGCUGGCGCCCGAGUGCUGCGGCGACUUCCAGUGCCAGCACCAGGAUGGUUGUCACCACCAACAUCAGCACCAGCAGCAACAAGUGUCGCCGGCCGGAGCUGCUUCGGCAGCCCAGAGGAAGAGCAGCUCGUCCCGGAGAAACGCUUGGGGCAACCUGUCAUACGCCGACCUCAUCACCAAAGCCAUCGAGAGCUCUCCUGAAAAGAGACUCACCCUGUCCCAGAUUUACGACUGGAUGGUCAGGAGCGUUCCCUACUUCAAGGAUAAGGGAGACAGUAACAGCUCUGCUGGAUGGAAGAACUCAAUCCGUCACAACCUGUCACUGCACAGCAAGUUUGUAAGAGUUCAGAAUGAGGGAACUGGCAAGAGUUCCUGGUGGAUGUUAAAUCCCGAAGGGGGAAAGAGUGGAAAAUCUCCAAGAAGAAGAGCAGCAUCUAUGGAUAACAAUAGCAAGUUUGCUAAAAGCAGAGGAAGAGCAGCUAAGAAAAAGGCAGCACUUCAGGCUGGUCAAGAUGGCAGUGCUGAUAGUCCUGGAACACAGUUCUCAAAAUGGCCUGGAAGUCCGAACUCUCACAGUAAUGAUGAUUUUGAUGCCUGGACCACUUUCAGAACAAGAACUGGUUCAAAUGCUAGCACAUUAAGUGGAAGGCUCUCUCCUAUUAUGCCAGAACAGGAAGAUAUUGGCGAUGGUGAGGUUCAUCAAAUGUCACCCUUAGUCUACCCUGGUAGCUCCAGUAAAAUGGCAUCAACACUACCAAGUCUAAGUGAGAUGACUAUGAACAAUUCUAUGACUGAAAAUGUAAUGGAAAAUCUUUUGGACAAUUUGAAUCUUCUGUCCCCAAACUCAUCACUGGUAGCAUCUACCCAGCCUUCGUCAGUGUCACUAAUGCAGCAAAGCACUGGCUACUCAUUUGCACCCCAGAACACAGCCAUUGGUUCACAGACCCCAGAUUACAGAAAAUGUCUCUAUGCUCAAAGCAGUAUGAAUUCUCUACAGCAAAUACCUAUGCAGACCUUUCAAGAGAAAAAACAGAACUUUGGACAGAUCACUCAAUAUAACUGUCCAACGGGGCUUCUUAAAGAGUUACUAACUUCUGACUCGCCUCCACACAGUGAUAUGUUACCACAAGUGGAUACUGUGGUAUCACAAGCUAAUGGUCGAAUGGGCAGUCAAAGUAUGAUGAUCCCCACAACAGUAAUGUCCUCGUAUGCUAACCAGGGAGUUCACACCAAGUUGAUGAACCCCAGCAUCCAGCAACAUCCCGUACAUAGCCAGCAUCCAGUUGCAAUGAAUGGCCGUGUCUUACCUCAUACUGUGAGCAUCAUGACUCAUCCUUCAAAUAUCCGACAUCUCUCAGCUCCAAAAAACCAGUUACAUGUGCCUAUGUCUCUGCAACUUAAUGCAAUGGAUCCAUACUCUAUUAAUAGUAAUGGAGGCUAUGGAAGAAUGAAUAUUGCCGCUGUGAAUCAAGAGAAGCUCCCUAGUGACUUGGAUGAUAUGUUCAUUGAAAGCCUGGACUGUGAUGUUGAGUCCAUUAUUCGUAAUGACCUUAUGGAUGGUGAUACUCUAGAUUUUAACUUUGACUGCUAUUCAAACAGUUCAAAAGCACCCACACACAGCUGGGUAUCCGGCUAACUUUUUUUUAAAAGAGGUUUAUCUGAAGAUGCCAAGACUGGAUUGACAUCAGGAAUUGGGAAAAGCAAUCCAAAGAUGUCCUUCACCCUAGUUGAAUUCUCUUGAUACAUGUUCCCUUUUCCCUUUCAUCAUACUUGGCAGCAUGGAACAUUUUCCUGCACAGGAUGUUUGCCCAAUGUUUGCAGGUUAUGUGCUGCUCUAGAUAAGGCCUUUGGAAUUUGGAACUGUUUGGUUAAAAAGUGCCAAACUCACUACAGAAUGUCAUUUCCAAAACAUGGGUGCAUUGUGUGCUUAAUUAACAAUUCUCUUUGGCCUGAUCUGGUUGUUAAUUGUGGCUGUAAUAAACUCUGGUUCCAAAAUCCCUCAAAUUCCAGUAAUGUAUUGUGGAAAAACCCUGCAAAUAACACACUUUCCAUUUGUUUUAAAGCAUCAUUAUCAUUCACCUCUCAGACUAAUGUGAAGCUAAGGUUGAGGUUAUUUUCCAAGCCUGUGGAGAUGUAGUGACACUUAAUUGCACUAGUUAUUUUCAUCCAUUUAAACCUUAAGACAGACUGCUUGCACAUUCAAUGUUUUUGAUGUUGAUUGGUUUUGCUGUACAACUUUUUAGAGAUUUAAUCCAACAAUUUGUGUAUGCUAAUGAAGAAAACAUUUUAAAAAUCAAUUUUUUAAAAGACUUUGUAUCCCCAGUUUAUUUUCCAAACAAUUUUAAAGGUGGGGUGUGGGGGAGGGGGAGAAGUGUACUUUAUCCAAACUCAGGAAAUGGGGUUGGCCCAUUUAUCAUGCUCAUCCUGUGAAAUGAAUGAACAGUAAAAACAAAAAUAGGUGGGGUGUAAAAUGGGAACAUAAUAUGAACCCAUUAGUUUCUAAUCUGACAGGUCAGAUGAAAAUUAGCCCCUCUUUUCCAAUAAUUACAUAUUUAAGGAGACUAGUAAUGGAUGUUGUGAAAUAUAGUUCACAAUAUAAAGUAAUAUUAAGCUCUUAAAGUGCAGUGUGAGUAUUUGCAGUGAGUUUUUUACAUUCUAAGCACACUAUUCCAUAGAAUGUGCAUGCUUCUGGCAUCCUUCCCACAGGAAUGCUGCCUACAUUGGGAAGGUAGGAGUAUCCCAUCCUUCCCAUACUACUUGCACACCAUCCAAUCGCCAUUGGCAUGCAGCUACCUUUUUAUAAAUUGCAAGGCUAUUUCACAGAAGUCUAAACCUCUUGAAUAUUGUGAUUUUUUUUUGACUAGUUCUGACUUGGUUUUUAAUUCUGAAAGAUUUUUAUUUUGUAUCAUAAGACUGACUUCUAUUAUGUAAAGUAAUUUUAUGAUAGCUGGCAACUUGUCAUUGGUACAAGAAGCCAAUGAUUGAUCACCAUGACUUUUGCGUCUGCUGUCUGGGUAACAGCCAAUGGAGGAAUUUUCUACUUAAGUAGUCUGCUGAGAAGCUGUUUUACUAAUUCUUUAAGCUUUGGUAUCUGAAGCAUAAGGCCCAGCCAAAAUUCCUGCAUCAUGAAGAUUGCACUUAACUAUCUCAAUGCAAAGCGAAGAGCUUCUAUUCAUCACCUUUUCUAAAACAGAAGAAUCUUGCUCUUUGACAUUGGUAGAUCUCCGUAGUUUAAUUUUGCAUGUAAACCUUUCAUAGAAUCAUAAAACAGUACAGCACAAUAAGGCCCUUUGGCCCCCUAAGUUGUGCUGACCUUUAAACCUCACCUAAGACGAUCUAACCCCUUCCUCCCACAUAUCCCUCUAUUUUAAAUUCCUCCAUAUGCUUAUCUAGUAAUCUCUUGAAUGUGACCAAUAUACCUGCCUCCACCACCACCCUAGGCAGCGCAUUCCAUGCCCCAACCACUCUCUGGGUUUUAAAAAAAACCUCCCUCUGAUAUCUCCCUUGAACUUCCCACCCAUUACUUUAAAGCCAUGCCCUCUUGUAUUGAGCAUUGGUGCCCUGGGAAAGAGGUGCUGGCUGUCCACUCUAUCUAUUCGCCUCAAUAUUUUGUACACCUCUAUCACAUCUCCUCUCAUCCUCCUCUCCAAAGAGUAAAGCCCUAGCUCCCUUAGUCUCUCCUCAUAAUGCAUACUCUCUAAACCAGGCAGCAUCCUGGUAAAUCUCCUCUGCACCCUCUCCAAUGCUUCCACAUCCUUCCUAUAAUGAGGUGACCAGUAUUUCCUUUGCAAUACCCACAAUCUGCCUAGCUAUUGAGAAACAUGUAUUGUCAUUAAGGAAGUUGACCUCAAAAGCUUAUGCAACAGUGUUUUCAGCCAUGCCUACUAAUUCAUCCCCAAUUAGUAUGUUCUGCCUUUGAAAGUCAUACUUUAAUAUUGAGUGGAAUAGUGGUGCUGAAACAGUUGUAUUGACAUAUCUCCUGGCAGUGCAUUCCAGGCACCUAUCCAUGUUCCUAAAAAAAAAUCUUAAUCUUGCCUCGUAAAUCUCCUUUUAAACUCCCCCAUCAUGUUAAAUGGAUUCCCUCUAGUAUUUGGCAUUUGCACCUUAAGGGGGAAAAGACCCUGGCCAUCUAUCCUAGCUGUGACCCUCACAAUUUUAUAUACUUCUAUCAGGUCACCCCUUAGCCUCUGGUACUCCAGAGAAAACAAAAGUUUGUCUAAUUUCUCACAGCUAACACACUCCAAUCCAGCUAGCAUCCUGGUGAACCUCUUGUACAUCUUCUCCAAAGCAGCCUCCUUCCUUAUAGUGUGGCGAUCAGAACUGCACACCAUAUUUGAAAUAUGUUUUUGUGCAGCUGCAAUGUGUCUUCCCAACAUGCAUAUUCAGCAUCCCAACCAAUGAAGGCAAGAUUGCUAUAUGCUUUCUUUACCACCCUAUCCACUUGUGUUGCAACCCAAGAUCCCUCUGUACAUGAAUGCUCCUAAGGAUCCUGCCAUUUACUGUAUUCUUUCCUCUUGCAUUUGGCCCCCCAAAAUGUAUCACCUCACACUUGUCCAGAUUAAACUCCAUCUGCCAUUUCUCCACCCUAACUUCCAACUUGCUCAUAUCCUGCUAUAUUCCUCACUAUCCAGUCUGAGCCAGAUGAUUUUGGGUUGAGCUGCCUCUGUGGAUACAAGUACAUAAUUUGGAUUUAAAUCUCAGUGUAAUAAGGGGGAAGUGUUAUUGAAUGUUUUUUAAAAUAUUAGAUUAAAUUCUUAGAUGACUAUACUAUGCACUGUACAAUGAAAAGUAGAGAGUUGUAUCCUAUGUAAUCUUACUCCAACAAUUAGAACUAUAACAAUAUUACAUUGUCAUUUAUUUUAUUACCUGCUUUUGGGAAUUGCUAUAUGGACAUUUGCCACCAUGAUCACCUACAUAACAACACAUGGUGAUUUUUCCCCAUCACACCACAGACCUCCAUUAUAUAUACACAUACGUGGAACAGCACAAUCCAUAUUCCUGUUUCUUUCCUUCAAAAUAAAUGCUGAGUUUUCAAUCUUAGCUGAGCUGCUAUGGAUACACUUGGAGCAAAGGCUGGUCACGUAGUGGAGACUUGCCAUAGUUGUGACUGCAUGUGUUUUCCUGACACCCCUCCCCCAGCAGUAGCAAAUUUUCAUCACUGUAUUUGGAGAAGCCUAUUAAUGGGUUGUCCUUAUUUGGCAUGUGAUUUCAAAAUCACUAGAGGCUUUUAAAGAUGAAAUCAUACACUUUUAAUAUUUUAAUAUUAAAUACUGUGCUUGUUUGCACAAGUUUUUGGCAAUGCAAACAACCAGAAGGCGUAAAUGUCUGCUUAACUCAUUAACUUUGUUACAGCACAAUAUUGAUGGCCAGAUCAGAUGACAUUCAGUGUUAUUACAAGGAUUUUAUUUGACCAUAAACUGACAUGUUUGAUAAGUAGCUUAAGAAUGGAAAAAUUGCAGAGAUUUGCAUUUACAUUGAUACUGUUAAUAUGAUUUUUAUUUCCCCCUUUAUUUAAAGGCAAUGAGUACUGCAGGUCAUAAAUAGUUGUCUUUUUUCCUCCCAUUUUGAGUUUACAGAAUCACACAAAGGGGCAUCUUGCACCUUCAGACUUUUAUAUUAACUGGAUUAAGUGAGAUUUUUGUAUGUAGUAUGUUAGAUUUUUACAUCCUAGGGGGUGCUAUUAAGUGAUGGUGUUUGUUUUGUAAAUACUCAACAAAACUCAAGUGCAAGAGUUUUCUGAAUUAGUUUGCUGUUGUGGAUUUUUUUUUGCGCAGGGACUUGUGUAAAGCUGUAAGUUUUCUAUUUUUUUGAACAAUUAUUUAACAAUCAGAUUCCUUUUAAGAGUUUUCAUUCUGCUUAACAUUAUACUAAGUUUAAAGUACCACAAAGUGUUGUAUUCUCAGUUAGAUGCUCAAACAGCUUCAGACUGUAUUUCAUUGGCCAUUUUACAAUAGAAACUCAAAGCUUUAAGUAGAUCUAUCUUAAUUCUAAAUGAUUGCUCUGUGAAAUGUACAGAUCUUACCUAUGCAUACAGCCUUACUUUGAACUUUUUUUGCAGAUUUGUACUGUUAAAAAUAUUUUUAGAGUACCAGAUAUUUUAACUGUAACAGAUGUAUUGUUCCAGAUAUAGUUAAUUGUAACCAAAUGUGUCAUAUAAAGUUUAUUUAGAAGUUAGUGAUGAAACUUAUUCUUUUGAUGAACUUGUAUACUUCAGUACAACUAAUGAAUAUGAUGUACUGCUUGAUGUAAGUGGCUAAUCAGUCAGCAGAGCAUCCCUAGGAAGAGGGAAGGAAAAAUCGUUGGACCAAUUGUUUUUCAACAUAGAAAGUAAAUUGCACUUAAACUUUAACUGUUUUAUUAAAUGUACUUAUGAAUCAUUAAUAAAAUUAAAUACUUACAAUUAUUAACUUAUAAUCGAGGUAAAUGUGACUUAUCUAUUGGAUCCAGGUUAUAAAUAAAAGUUGCAGUAGGAGUAGGUUUUUUUAAAAAAAAAAUAAACAAAAGUUAACCAAUUUGCACAAAACUGACCCUUCUUUUGAUGGAUGUUCCGUAGACCAACCAUAACCUGAAACUGGCAUGUAAAUAAUGCUUUGUCCAUUACUACAGAGCAUAGCAGUACUUGAAAAUUUCACUGCUUUAUAUCUUUUGAAUAAUGUAGACUGUGUAUCUAAAUAUAUUGUUUCAUAGACAAGUGCCUGAUAGUAUGUACAUUUAAGGACAUCAGAACAAUCCUUUGCUGUUAUUGUAUGGAGCCAUA
Messenger RNA from Pristis pectinata (smalltooth sawfish), 7420 nucleotides. RefSeq names its product forkhead box O1 a (gene foxo1a). NCBI's taxonomy places the organism in Eukaryota, Metazoa, Chordata, Chondrichthyes, Rhinopristiformes, Pristidae. The record is from RefSeq and is a predicted model, not a curated record. Gene Ontology annotation, molecular function: DNA-binding transcription factor activity, RNA polymerase II-specific; RNA polymerase II cis-regulatory region sequence-specific DNA binding. The transcript has 3 exons. Gene Ontology annotation, cellular component: nucleus. Bases 410 to 2299 code for a protein of 629 amino acids. Gene Ontology annotation, biological process: regulation of transcription by RNA polymerase II; insulin receptor signaling pathway.